Cordyceps fumosorosea ARSEF 2679 is the source of this 1617-nucleotide messenger RNA. RefSeq names its product Cyclic-AMP phosphodiesterase, class-II. Gene Ontology annotation, biological process: cAMP catabolic process; negative regulation of glucose mediated signaling pathway; cGMP catabolic process. Bases 1 to 1617 code for a protein of 538 amino acids. Gene Ontology annotation, molecular function: 3',5'-cyclic-AMP phosphodiesterase activity; 3',5'-cyclic-GMP phosphodiesterase activity. The record is from RefSeq and is a predicted model, not a curated record. The transcript has 2 exons. Lineage: Eukaryota; Fungi; Ascomycota; Sordariomycetes; Hypocreales; Cordycipitaceae.
AUGGCAGACCAAGCCAGUCCGUCGCUGCAGGUCAUUGUCCUCGGCUCCGGAGGCGGACCGCAAGAAUCCAAUGUUACCGCCUUUCUCGUCCGCUCGCUCGAGCAAGACUGGCGCAAGGGCUCCAUCGUCGCCGUCGACGCCGGCGUGCACCUCUCCGCCAUCACCCGGCUCAUUGAGGAGGCCAUGCCGUCGCCGGCACCGUCGCCGCCCUUCACGUUAACCACGGGGCCAUUUACAGGCCUGCGACUGCCGCACGCCACCGCAGCGGCGAACGCCGCCCACGUCGCACGCGCCCUCGUCGACACCUACCUUGUCACGCAUCCGCACCUAGACCACAUUGCAGGCCUCGUCAUAAACACGGCAGGGCUCCCCGGUACCCGACCCAAGAAGCUGGCCGCGCUGCCGAGCACCAUCCAGGCCCUCAAGGCGCACGUCUUCAACAACGUCAUCUGGCCCAAUCUCAGCGACGAGAGCAACGGCGCGGGCUUGCUCACCUACCUGCGCCUCGUUGAGGGCGGCAGCCCGGCGCUCGGCGACGGCGACACCAAGGGCUACCUCGAGGUCUGCGACGGCCUCCAGGUCAAGACGUGGAGCGUCAGCCACGGACACUGCCUCGAGAAGCACAGUCAUCGCGGGUCGACCGCCUCCGACCCCUCGACGCGCUACGGUAGCCACGACGCUGCCUCAAGCCACCACUGCACCCCACGGCGCGACACCUACGGCAUGGCGCACCACCACACGCCCAUGUCCAGGGCGCACUCCCUCGCAAAUCAAGGCGGCGGCUUCAUCGGCGGAAACUCCCCGCGCCCCCCGCCGCCGUCCUCCCACGAGACCGCGGAGCAGCAGCGCGUCUGCGUCUACGACUCAAGCGCCUACUUCAUCCAGGAGCAGGCCACCCGUCGCGAGAUCCUCAUCUUUGGCGACGUCGAGCCCGACAGCCUGUCGCUGAGUCCGCGCAACCUGCCCGUCUGGCAGGAAGCCGCGCCGAAGAUCGCCUCGGGCGCCCUCGCCGCCAUCUUCAUUGAGUGCAGCUACGACGACGCCCAGAGCGACGACCGACUGUACGGCCACCUCAAGCCAGUCUUUCUCAUUGAAGAGCUUCGCACGCUCGCCGCCGAGGUCGAGAUGGCCCGGAAGCUGCGCGCCUUGGAGUCGAGGAAGCGCAAGCGCGCGAGCGUCUCUGACGGGGCGGCGGGGCGCAGGCAAACCUCAGCGACGACGUCGCGCAAGCCGCUUACCGCAGAGGAUCCGGUGUCGCCCAAGUCUCUCAAGCCAAUUCUGCGCGCAAACACGACAGACAUGGUCAUGAAAACGGGCGAGGACGGAACGGAGACGCCGCAUCUUGCCACGCCGACGGAGGAGAUGUCGCUGCAGGAUGCGGAUGUCGGUAUCAUGUCAUUACCACCAUCUGUGACGAACCCGGUAUCAUCUUCCUCUUCGUCGUCGGCGAAGCCCCUCCGAGGGCUCAAGGUCGUCAUCAUACACGUUAAAGAGACGUUGGCGGACGGGCCGGAACGAGGAGACGUCAUCUUGCAGCAGCUGCAGGAGCACGAGGAGGAAGCACAACUCGGGUGCGAAUUCAUCGUUUCCAAGUCGGGGCAGUCGUUUUAUUUGUAG